GGAAUUAAAAGGAAGAGAUUAAAAAAUGUGUUCCAGAGUUUUUUUUAGGAAGGGAAGUGAUGAGAAAAGAAAGGAAACAAGGGGAUGAUUGAUGCAAAUAUUCAUCCUCCCAAUUUGGAGUGAUUUGGUGAGAAAAGAUUAUUAUAAAUCUUAGACAUUUUUAAAUUUCCUAAACUACCCUCUAAUUCAUUAUAAAUAAAAUAGCGUACACCAUUCUUUAACCUAAUACAUUGUUUUUUUCUCUGGCGCCAAAAUCAUCAGUUUGCUCCUCUUCUGCCGCCAAUUUUCUCAUCCAUCUCGAUAACCAGAAAAUCAUCAUGAUCAAACUUGAAGUCAGUGGAAAUACCAGUAAGAAGGAACAAUUGAAGUGGACAGAGAUUAUGGACAAUGCCUUCAUUCAAGCAAUGAUAACGCAACAAGAUAAAGGUAAUAGGAUCAAUGGGACAUUUACUACACAGGCAUACGCUAAUAUGAUUGAAGAGUUGACUACAAAACUUCCAAGAGAUAUUAUUAAAAUGGAGAUUACUAAAAACCAUUUGAGGAAUCGUUUAAAAACACUAAAAAUACGUUUUUCUCAAUGGUACGAUAUGUUUCGAGGAACUUCAUUGAGUGGGUUCUCAUGGAAUCCUGAUACUCAACUAAUUGAAGCAGAGGAUGAAGUAUGGAAUAAGUUGAUAGAGUCAAAACCCGAGGCUGCAUCAUUGAAGACAAAAAAAGUGUCAAACUACAACGAACUAUUAGCGCUAUUUGCAAGGGAUAGGGCGUCGGGUAUACAUGCUGAAACUGCUAAGGAAAUGAAUGCUCGAUUGAACAAUAACGACACCAUUAAUAUAGAAACGAUUACAGAUGUGGAUGACUUACUAGCGACCAAUGAAAUAACUUUGGAGAACGAGUACAAUAUUGAAGAUGAUAUUCAAGUAUUAGGUACUACGCCUCCUCCCCCUGAACAAUCUUCUAAUGCAAAAAAGUAUAAAACUAAAAAAAGAAAACUAGAGCAAGAAGAUGAAACAUUUAACUCAAAGCUUAUAAAUUGCUUUGAGAAUGUUGCUAAUGCUAUUGUAGAUGGCAAUAAAAUAUUAGAUAGAGUUCAUCAUCGUGAGUAUACAGGUGAGGAAAUUUAUAAGGAAUUGGCGCCGAUGGGUUUGGAGUCCCAUGAAAUACCGAAGGCUUUAAAUUAUUUAGCGACCAAUCAGGCAAAAGCAAGGACAUUAUUUAGUUGUCCUCCUGAAAUACGAAUGGAUGUACUUAAAGAUAUGAUGGGUGCGGAUAAAUAAACGAGUCCAAAAGAUGAUUAAAGGAUUACUCGUUUUUUUGUUUAGUGAUUUCGGACAAUUAAGACAUUUUAAUUUCUUUUAUUGGGUACUUUAUUUUUUGGUUAUGUAUGUCGAAGACAAUUUCUAGUUGAAGGAUUCAUGUUAUUCAUUGGUUGAA
Messenger RNA from Helianthus annuus (common sunflower), 1431 nucleotides. RefSeq lists its product as uncharacterized. Bases 318 to 1274 code for a protein of 318 amino acids. NCBI's taxonomy places the organism in Eukaryota, Viridiplantae, Streptophyta, Magnoliopsida, Asterales, Asteraceae. The transcript is spliced from 3 exons. The record is from RefSeq and is a predicted model, not a curated record.